Messenger RNA from Spirometra erinaceieuropaei, 461 nucleotides. The record is from the annotation of a GenBank genome assembly. NCBI's taxonomy places the organism in Eukaryota, Metazoa, Platyhelminthes, Cestoda, Diphyllobothriidea, Diphyllobothriidae.
AUGCUUCUCCCGCCUGUCGAUGCAGUGGAAGGCGACGUGGAUGCACCCCAGAUCGUGGCCCUGGCAGCGCAGUGCACAUUAUACAUACGGACGCCUCGUCAUCUCCAAGACAAGGCUACGUCUGCAACCUCGCGGAAGACCACUUGGUAAGCGACCACCAGACAAUUUAAAUACCACUUCAUUUUUUGCCUGUUUACCAUUCACAUUUCAGUAACCAGCUGACUCGGCGCCUGAAAGACCAACAAGCUCUAGAUAAAAACGCCUCCGUGGAGACACGAUGGUGCCAACUGCGAGUCGGCGUCCAUGCAAUCGCCCUGGGUGUUCUCGAUAACGCACGCCGUCAAUGCCGAAGUUUAUUCAACGAAAAUGACGCAGCAGUCAGCUGCCAGCUCGCCGAGGAGAACAAGUUGGGUAGGGCCUACAUCGACCGCGCAUCUGAUGCAAACAAAGGGGCCUUCUAA